Messenger RNA from Neurospora hispaniola, 771 nucleotides. RefSeq lists its product as uncharacterized. The record is from RefSeq and is a predicted model, not a curated record. The transcript has 7 exons. Lineage: Eukaryota; Fungi; Ascomycota; Sordariomycetes; Sordariales; Sordariaceae. Bases 1 to 771 code for a protein of 256 amino acids.
AUGACUAAGAAAACUACGACUUGGUAUCGAGUUAACGUGCGAGAUGAGACUGCAGUAGGCGAGCACCCGGGUGUGCACAUUCGCCUUGAGAAUGGGCGGACGGUGCAAGUCCAAAUCAUGGCUCCUGCAGGUACAACAUGCUUCCCGAGUCCGCCAUGGCGGAGAAAACAUGAUAUGCGGGAGACGAACUUAGCCAGGGAUGAGGUUCUCGGGGAUUAUCACGCCUCCUGCAAUCUUCUCGUCCGCGAUCCCUUGUUCAUAUCGAUUGAAGCAGGCUUCUGUCAGGUUUCUGGAAGACCAGCCAAGAUGCAUGGUGCGCGGCACGGCAAAAAGGGUGCCGGGUCUGUUUCUGCACGCAGGAGGCGAAUGGUCCCGAUCUUGGAUGCGGCUCGUGUAGCUACGGCUCUUGUAGAAUAUGCUCGUUUCCCCUUGUUCUUCGAUAAAAGGGUGACAGAAAACGGCAAAAACUCGUAUAGCGAGUUGCUCCUACGGCAUUGUGCACCUCAUGAUGAGACCUGUCACCGCGUGCAAAUUCCAUCUGCCGACAAGGUUUUGGAGAAGAGGAGAAGGAGAAACCUCGUUUCACCGAGGAGACACACACAUACAAGCUUUGAGUUAAUUCUGUAUGGCUGGCUGGGUGCAGUGGCGGCCUGGAUAGAUCGCAUCACGAAACCUGGCGCUAUUCCCAACUCCAUGAAUAGGGAUCUGGAGAGCGUGAGGCCAGGAGCGCUUGUCCAAAGACUGCUGAGUCUCGAUAUCGAAGGAAGUUGA